AUGUCUUCUCCGGCUUCUGAUCGUGAUGCUACCGGUGCUGAUAUUGAAGGGUCAUUUGGGAGCCGAUUGGUUCUCAUGCCAUGCGAACAUGUUGGUGUGGUUAUUGGUUCUUCUGACGUCUACGAUACUUUUGUUGGAAUCAUUUAUAAUCUUGUGGCUAAGGUUCUUACAUAUCAACUUGCCAAUCGGGAUAGGUUUAUUAGAACCUUCUUGCAACUAUGGAAAGGCUCUGCAGAUGUCUCUAUCAAGGAAUUGACUUCAAUAGAUUUUGGGUGCGUUUUGCUUGUGAUCGUGAUAAAAAACGAGUCCUUGAUAUGGAACCCCGGGAGUUUCGGCGCUAUUUGA
Prunus armeniaca (apricot) is the source of this 345-nucleotide messenger RNA. The record is from the annotation of a GenBank genome assembly. Lineage: Eukaryota; Viridiplantae; Streptophyta; Magnoliopsida; Rosales; Rosaceae.